This is a messenger RNA of Penicillium odoratum, 342 nucleotides long. RefSeq lists its product as uncharacterized. The transcript has 2 exons. Lineage: Eukaryota; Fungi; Ascomycota; Eurotiomycetes; Eurotiales; Aspergillaceae. Bases 1 to 342 code for a protein of 113 amino acids. The record is from RefSeq and is a predicted model, not a curated record.
AUGAUCUAUCAAAGUCUGGAUCCUCUAGACAGACGAUUGGCGGCACUAGAAACACUAGUCAGCACUUUGAUGGACGACACUUCUAAUUCUGUCCCCCAUUAUGGAAGACAAGGAGAGGAAGCUCAAUCCAAUGUUCUUGGACAGCCUGCCAUCCCAGGACAAGCCAAUCACGACUCGAUAAAAUGCUUGAUACACAACGAAAUCCCCUUCGGAAAGCUACUCGAAGACCUCGACAGUGCGUAUAUACGUGGCAGGUUGGGUACUGAUGCGCUGCAUGAGAAUCUAUGGGAGAACACAGACAGUGGUAGAUUGUUCCGAAAUUGGAUCAUCGAUAACGAGUAA